AUGCCUAGCCUCCUGCUUCCUGAGUGUACUCGCUACGUCGAGCCACCGACAACGAAGGAAUAUCUCGACUAUGUGGACCUUGCUGUUAUCGACCUUGAGAGAGCCAGUACACUAGAUGGCCGUGCAGAAGCGAUCAAGCAGCUUCAGGGCGCCCUCCAAACCCAAGGCUUUGUGUAUGUCAUUAACCAUGGGUACACCAAGGCACAGAGGGAUAGAAUGUUUGACAUAGCCGAUGUCGCGUUUUCUGCCGUUCCCAUUGAGGAAAAGCAAACUUAUGCAGCGAACAUUGAGAAAGUAGGGUAUUAUCAGGGAUAUAAGCCUCGUCAGUACUGGAAAGUUGGUACCGACAACGACGUCCGAGACCAGAUUGAUGCAUACGCGAUCAACAAAAACGUGUAUAGGCGUCCCCAGCCGCAGGCUCUGAGGCCAUUCUUGCCUGAGAUUGAGGACUUCGCCAAGCACAACCACCUUAAUAUUGUUCACCCUUUGCUAAGGCUUAUAGCACUCAGUCUCGAUUUACCUGAGGAUGUCUUGGUGGACAAACAUACAUUCGAGGGUACCAGUGAAAGCUGCUGUACCUAUCGGAGGAGUCCCGAAGAAGAGGAGAAGUCAAAGAAUGUUUGGCUCAAGGGCCACACAGAUAUUGGAACGCUCUCCCUUCUCUGGAGCCAGCCUGUGAGUGCCCUCCAAAUCUUAUCGCCUGAGGGCAAGUGGAAGUGGGUCCGUCACCUCGACAAUGCUGUUAUCGUCAACACCGGAGACAUGCUCAGGUUUCUGACCGGCGGCUUCAUAAAGCCCACCAUUCACCGCGUCACUCAACCUCCUGCGGAUCAGCAGGGAUAUGACCGUCUCGGGUUAUUCUACUUCUGCAUGCCGGACGAUGAUGUCGUACUCGAACCUGUGUCUGGAAGUCCUGUGCUCGACAAGAUAGGGAUAGAGGCACCGUUCCCUGACGGCAGAACGUUUACUGCGCAGCAGUGGCGUCUCGCCCGGAUGACUACUUACGGAAGAACUGAACUCAAAAAGGGAGAAGGAAACGUCGAGACGGAAAUGGUUCAGGGUGCUGUAGUGAGGCAUUACAAUUGA
Messenger RNA from Coniophora puteana RWD-64-598 SS2, 1086 nucleotides. Its product is annotated as Clavaminate synthase-like protein. The transcript is spliced from 9 exons. Bases 1 to 1086 code for a protein of 361 amino acids. The record is from RefSeq and is a predicted model, not a curated record. NCBI's taxonomy places the organism in Eukaryota, Fungi, Basidiomycota, Agaricomycetes, Boletales, Coniophoraceae.